Penaeus vannamei (Pacific white shrimp) is the source of this 973-nucleotide messenger RNA. RefSeq lists its product as uncharacterized. NCBI's taxonomy places the organism in Eukaryota, Metazoa, Arthropoda, Malacostraca, Decapoda, Penaeidae. Gene Ontology annotation, cellular component: lysosomal membrane. The record is from RefSeq and is a predicted model, not a curated record.
GUAAACAAAGGAACUUUCCUAUCUUUCGUAGUAAAUAAUCUUUGGUGUUGGCUUGCGUUCAAGGGCGUGGUUGCCUAUGUUUACACCCGUACUAUUAUCGUCCUGCGUGUCAUGCCGGCGCUAAAGUCUUUGGUGUAAAGGCUUAGUGGGAUUGCAACGGCGGUUGGAGCUAGAAGUGUUUCCUCGGGAGGUUUGAUGUGAUUAGAACAAACCUGAUUAUCGUCUCUGGCAUCCAUUUUCGAGCAUGGAAUACCCGACGAAGGAAAAGCUUCAGCUGGUCGCACACCCAGUACCUUCCGCCCCGGAACCCUCGGAGGCGUCAGCAGCGAAUCCCAGGGAAGAGAAUACCUGCUGUUGCGGCUGCAGUUGGCGGACUGGCGCCAUCACCAUCGCCAUCAUCUACCUGCUUGUGUCCCUGAGUUUUGUAGGAAUGCUAAUCGCACUCCUCUGCAUUGAAAACAUGAGAGAUGUUGGUCUCCCGGUUUUGAUCACGUGUAGUGUACUUGGAAUUGCAAUCAUCUUUAUCUCCUUGCUUUUAUACGGAGCCAUAAAGCGGCGUCCGCCCUUCCUCCUCGCCUGGAUGUGUUGGGAAGGCGUCAACAUUGGCCUUUUUGUGGUCGGUACCAUCAUCUCCUCCUCCUCCAUGAGCCUCGCUGCACUAGGUGGCUUGGUUGGUGUUGGUGUAAGAUGCCUCGGCUUCUUCGUCGUCCAUAAAUACCGUAAAACCCUGAUCGCCCAGCCUCCGAAGCGAGAGGCCAACAACGCCCCGGCCUGAUUCUGCGGAGAUGCAGCCUCCUCCCCCACGCAGGGAAAUGGUCUUGGAACCUCUUGCGUUUCCUUGUGUGCGAGCGGCUUAAACGCAUUUAAGUUUGUGUGUGUAUUAAUGGAUGUAUGUCUAUAUAUAUGAAUGGACAUAUAGAUAUCUAAAUAUCUAUAUGUGCAUAUACUGUAUAUGUAUAUAUUUAUAUUUAUG